AUGGCUCAGCUGGGCGCAGUGGAUCACGCUUGUCAUCCCAGCACUUUGGGAGGCCAAGGCGGAGGAUCACUUGAGGAGGUGAGGGACAUUGGAGAGAGGCGGGAGCCAGACCGUGCGCAGCAGCAGCCUCAGAAGCCCGCGGUGGCUGCAGGGACACAGAGCCUCGGGAACUUCCGGCAGGGCUUCAUGAAGUGCUUGCUGGAGGUGGAGAAAAUGGAGGCCUCCCAUCGGAGAGCCUCGAAGGCCCGGUCCCAGACAGCCCAGAAAUCGCCCAGGACCCUGACCCCGGCGCCCACCUCAGCCCCAAGCCUGCCUCAGACCCCUGCCUCGGUCCCUGCCAGCGGCCCAUCGUGGGCCCGGCUGCCAGCUCCUGGGCCAGAGCCUGCCCCCAUGGGAGCCCCGGUCCCCACCUCCAUGCCUUGCCCUGUCCUGCUGGGCCCUGCCCUGGACCUGGGCUGGAGAAGGAUGGAACUCUUGCACCAGAGCAGCGAGAGAACCCUGAGCUACGCCAAGGCGCGGCAGGAGCCGGAAGAGCAGAGCCUCCAAAAGCUUUAUCAAAACCGGGAGAAGUCUGAGGAGCAACUGACCCUGAAGCAAGAGGAAGCCUUCCACAGCUACUUUGAGAUCUUCAGUGGCCCUGGUGAGGUGGAUGCACAGAGCCUGAAGAAUAUCCUGCUCCUAAUGGGCUUCUCUGUGACGCCGGCCCAGGUGGAGGACGCCCUGAUGAGUGCUGAUGUCAAUGGAGAUGGUCAUGUGAACUUCAAAGACUUCUUGGCUGUGAUGACAGACACCAGGCGCUUCUUCUGCUCUGUGGAACAGAACGCCCUGUCGGACAUGGCUCCCCACAACCCCCACACUCUACUCUUUGAGAUCCUGUCCCUGCUGGUAGAGAUGCUGGCCUUACCAGAGGCAGUCUUAGAGGAAAUCACAAACUACUACCAGAAAAAGCUGAAGGAAGGCACCUGCAAGGCCCAGGAGAUGGAAGCGGCCAUAGGCCGGCUGCGGUUGCAGAAGAAGCUUGCCUACAACCCCCAGCAAGAAGAGAGCUCAGAAGUCCUAGAACGAAAGGUCCUCAGUAUCCUGAGCCGGCUGAAGCAGCAGAACUAUGCUCCCAACCUGCAGAGCCCCUAUGCCCAGGUGCCCUGCAUCCCACUCUGCCCACGGCUGGACAAGAAGAUGGUCCGUAGGCAGCCGAGCAACCACUAUGCACUAGACCAGUGCACACCCCCUGGCCUGGAUCCUGACAUCCGCAGCCCCUUCUUCCAGUCAGGAUCUCAAGGAAACAGGGAACACAACUCUGACAGCAGAAAGUGGCUCAGCUCUGUGCCAGCUCGAACCCACCGACCCUCUGGAGGCCUGACUCUAGGCAGCUGCUCAAGGCCUGAAGACAGAUGGGCCACCAGGCAGGAGCUGCUGCUGGGAUUUGCUUUUGUGGCCUGGUGAGCUAAUAAACACCAAUAACUUCAGCCUCUGUGCCUCUUGCCAAGAAAGGCCCUCAAGUUGUCACCCAGCCACCACUGGGCUCUCAGAGUGCAGGGUUCCACCUCAAAGCCCUGCCCGGGGUUGGGGUUUCUGCUACAGGUGCCCCUGCGUGCAGUCUUGACCUUCUGUGCCUUCUCAAAGCACAGGGCUAGGCCUCUCCUCAGGUGAGCACUUCCCCCUCUGGACUGGGAGCCCCACAAAAGCAGCCAUUCUCUCUCUCCACUGGCUCUAAGACAGGCCCUGUGGAAGAGCAGGAGGUGGCCUCUGCAUGCUCCCCCGACAGAGCCCCAGGACCCAGGGCUCUCAUUCUCUGGGAGCCCCAAGAGGGGUGGGUCCUUUCCCCUCAACCCACAUACCAUCCGGCCUCGUGUUUUACCAAAGACAGUCUUUCCCUGGGACUGGGCAGAGGGAAACCCCCCAGGGUUAAAUAAGCGGCCACAGCAAGAGGUAGAGGGCAGGGACUGAAAUGAGGACAAAGAUCUGACAAGUUUAAAACAUGUAUUUAAAAUACAAUUUAUAAAAUGCUUAAUCUGCCGACUCAGGAGCCCGCGGUGCAGGGUGGGGUGGGAGUGGGCAGCUGCCCGCUACACCAGCAGAGUAAGACUGCAGGGGUGCGGCCCUCCCUCCCAUGCCCUUCUGUUCAGACACCCAAGGGGCCCAUGUGCACCCCUGGGAUCACACGACCAGAAAACAGGACCCCAGAGGUUUCUUGAGUCUCUGCUUACCAGGGAGGCUGGGUACAGCCCUGCCGGCCCAUCCCUGAGCAGGGCACCCCCAGAUGGGGCAGAGCAGGGUAUGGCUGGGCAGGGCAGGGCUAGGCGGGGCAGAUGGGCUCUGGAAGGGGCUGAUGGUAGCAGAUAGGGUGUUGCCUCCUGCCUGCAGGUGGGGAGCACCCUGAUUGAGUGGGCUGAGAAAGGUUGGUCACCAGGCCUGGACCCCCCAGCUCCUUUGGUUAUAGGCUGACAUCAGAGUAGUGGCUCAUGGGAAGCGGUUAGCUGGAAGGUCUGAGGCCUGGCCCAUGGGGUCAGGGAGGAGCUGGGGGAAGGGGACAGUACCAUGAAGGCAGAUAAAGGGGCAGCAGCCUCAGGUUUCUGCCCCCCAUCCCCCUGGGGUUUUCCAAGCCAAAGCCUGCAACUUACUUUAAAAAAGAAAAGGAAAAAAAGCACUUAGGAAAGUUACAGACAACUACCCCCAAAAAAUACCCUCCCACACACAAAAUCCAAACCGUUUCCUCAUCUCCCUCCCACCUCCCCCGACACAAUACAGUUUCCUGUUUUCUUUCUUUUUAAAAACGUUGCCUGCUACCUCUCCAUUUGGGAAGCCCAGGGCAUGACUGCUGGUGGGUGGUGACAGGCACACAGCGGGCAAAGCCCAUCUUUGGCCAGAGGGAGGUGGGAGGACCAGUCCCUGCCACAUCCUCAAUCCACAGACACCCACCAGCCAGCCUUUACUUUGGCCUCCCACUAGAGGAUAGUGGGGCAAGAACAGGUGGUCCCAAUGGCUGGGCAAUCAGCACUUCUGGCCUUCCCACCUGGACUACCUCUAUACCCUUCUCCAAUUAAAAGGAAAGUCUCACUUUGGGCGGGAAACCACUACUACAUGAGGGAUGGACACUACACAUUUAGAAUGUGGACACUUGGUUAGGGCAGUGGAACUAUAAAGAUAGCAGCCAAUUUUCUUCCUUGCCUUCUCCUGAAGGUAAUCCUCCCUCUUACUGACUGAAGCUCUGGUUCCAGCUCUGCUCAUGGGCAAUGCCUGGCUUUACAGUUAUAAGGCUGUGCUAUGGACUAGCUGCUGACUCAGCUGGCAGCUGGCCCUUCCUCCGGAGGAGAGGACGUGGUGGGGCAUGGCUUGCUGGGCCUGGCCUACCAUUCCCACAGGGAACCAACGGUGGAGUGAGCCUGUGAGACUCAGCUUGCCACCUUGGCCACCACGUGCUGCCCUCAUCACAAAAACCACACCAACCACUCCGAAACGUAUCUGCUGGUCAGGAGCAGGGAGGCUGUCUGGCUGGCUGAGGGAUAAGGCGCAGUGCAACGGAAGGGAUCAGGAAGCCUGAGAGGAGCCAGGUACACACAGAGCCGCUCUGGGCAGCUGCCCUCUUAGUCUCUUCCACCUCAAGGAGCCAAAGCAAACCCCAGGCUCCAGGGACAGAGGAUAAACUGCCUUCAUUCCAGGC
Molecule: messenger RNA, 3661 nt
Organism: Gorilla gorilla gorilla (western lowland gorilla)
Lineage: Eukaryota; Metazoa; Chordata; Mammalia; Primates; Hominidae
Gene: SPATA21
Product: spermatogenesis associated 21
Molecular function (GO): calcium ion binding
Source: RefSeq, a predicted model, not a curated record